GGAAGGAAAAUGGCGACUUGGCAACACGAAGCUUUCGUUUGGCGAUUUUUGACAGGUUUUGAAAACGGAAGAGAAUUUACUUUCUGACGAGGUGACAUUACGCCAGGCAUGAUGCCGAAGUAGACCUAACACCUGUGUGGGUCAGUUACAUUUAGUGAGCCUACAUUAUCGUGAUAAUGUCAUCCACCAAUGAAAUUUCCUCCUCGCCUGUGAGCCCCAAUCAACAUGGUGCCGCCCUUGUAUCGGACCCACCAACACCGCUCAACACAAAGGCCUCCUCCAUGACAGACUCAGAUAGUCUUGCUGAUAUUCAGCAGGAUGUCACCCAGUGGGCUGCAGACACCAGAGGGCGCUUGGAUAGGGGGUUAAGGAGAGAGACAGAGUCAGUGGUAAUGGAGAAAGAUGUGUUGGAAUUAAUGAGACAACUGAGGGAGGUCUUCAUUGUUACACUGCAGAACAACAGCCCAGCGUACUGGAGAUUACUGCAAGAUGUCCUUGAUGUCAUUAUUCCUUACACCCAGCUCAUUGGAGAUAGACCAGAGAUUUCUCAUUAUGUGGAUAGGAUUUACUAUCAGGCCCUGCAGAGAGCUAAGAAACAGCAAACAGGUCCCAAUAUCAUUGAUAGUCUGUCCAGAGUCUUCCCAAAGCGUUCAGAACUCCUAGCUGUGUCUGGUGGAGAUGACAGGAAUUUCCGUACGCCUACCCCACCCAAAAUGAGCUUACCCAGCUCAGAUGAUAACCAUUAUGACCCAAUGCUCCUUCCCAAUGGCAAACAUCCCUACACACUGGAACGACCUGGUGAAGAAGCAGGAUUCCAGCCCAGAGGACUUUACUUCAGUGAUAUACGAGAAGCUUUGCCUGCUGUGGUACAGGAGACUACCAAACGUGAAGCUGUUUGGAGCGAGGGAUUAGGUCUGACAGCGGCUGCACUCAACCUUGACUUACAGGAGAAGGUAUCUUCUGGAUCUGUUCUUGCCCAGACAUCCACUGCACAAGAAACCACACCCUCCUGGACUGUAGACUCCACCCUCUUUAAGGAAGACUAUGCCAUCAGCGAAGAGGAAGAAUCCCUUCCCCCACCCCCACCCUUGACAGGCAAGGAAGCAGUGGAGUUAUUUGGCAAGGGUCGUCACUUAGGCCAAGCCAAGUUUGUCUACCUUAACAAAGCACCAAAUCGUCACUUUCGUCCCUAUGACCUUGUAGCUGUCCCAAAACACAAGGCGGACCCCAAUGAGCAUUGGAUUGUCUCCUGCUUUGGCAUUAUGCAUAAGGUCAAAGGUCAGACAGCAGAGAGCAUGUCAUUGUAUGACUGGCAUAGAGAGGCCGUCUUGUGGAGCACGCUGACUAAGAUGCCGUUCUUUAAAUAUUUCCUCAUCAGGAAGGCAUUUCACAGGUGGCUCUCUAACAAGAAAUUCCUGGAGUACAGUAAAAUUCGUCAUCAUGUGCAGCAAUCGCUGCUACUUGCUGUACCUGUCUUUGGUGCUGCCUUGCUGCAGGUGUCCAAGUUAUUACAGGAACUGUCUACAGUCAAACUGCUGCCCUUGGAACAAGACCAUUGUUUCACCCUUGCUGAGUUUGAGCAUGCAGCCAAGAUGAAGCAACGAGCAGGUGAAGGAAUCUUGGACAAAUUCUUCAAUUACUGUAAACUAAUCAUGGAGAGAACUUGCCAGGAUUCUUUUGACAAGUUACAUUUCUGUGAAGCACAGGCUAAGAAAGACAAGGCACUCUUUUCAAAAGAGUCCCUGUAUGUUCAACGUCAGAAGAAAGAACAGAGGGAGCAAAACCUGAAAAGGGCUCAAGAGGAGACAAGGCAUCUUGGCAACUUUGUUCAGCUUGUAGAUCAGAUCUUGCUAUGCCAUCUCCUAGCUCUAGCCAGGACUAACAUAUGCCACUUUGUCAACACCACCAUGGCUAACGGUUCAGAUGCCAAGAGAGAGGCACUGUUUGCAGCCAAGCUGGUCUUUACCGAAGAAAGUACUCUGAGUUUGUACCCCAGCAAGGAAACCUUCACAGACAGUCUGACCAGUCUAUUGAAUCAGAUUCCAAUGCUUAUCAGUAGUAAGUCUCAUCCAAUGGAGACAGUUACCAGUGGCUGGAUAGGUGGAGAGAAAGAAACGGGUCAAGCAGCAACAUCACCCAGGACAAAGACUGGUCACGAUAGACCUCUACAGGCAGAGUCCAUUCCUGACAACAGGUCAACUGUCACCCAGAAGUCUACCAACACAGCCCGCAAGUCCGUAGUCACCUUUAAGUCCGGCACCAAGACGGAUGUAGCGCAGACAGUGAGCACCUCUGAAGUAGAUCUGCCUCAGAUGGAUGAUGAAGAGUUUAGUCAUGGAUCAGACUCUCAUGAUGGGGAGAGUGAUUAUGGAAGUAUGGAUGAGACAGACUGUACUCCACGCCAGACACAGGAAGGAGAUGAGACUAUCAGUGCUCCAAUUUGGUCAGAAAGAGAAGAAAGAACCAAAUCUACUGACCAGCUAGGGGUUGCAACCCCUGACCUUGUCAUGAAGGCCUCUCUGCAGGAUGACCUGCAGGUCAAAGGUCGGGGUAUGAUGGGACAAUACAGCCCACUGAACCAGAACAAUCUGAUUGAUACACUGGAGAAUGACGUUGAGGUGACAGCAGCCAUGACUAACUAUCAAUCACUGAUGGACUCAGCGAUUCAUGACAUCAAAGCUUUCUGUAAUGAGCAGACAUGGCUAAUGGAGAUCCAUCAAUUUACAUUGAGUUGGAAGCCUGAAUCUGUCCAAGCCUGGAAACGAGCUCAAGCAUAUGCUGUGGAGACAAAAUUGGGUCAAAUCAGAGACUGGAGUGAAAAGGUUCGCAACGUUGACAGAACCUUCAGGACUAGUAACGGCCUCUUCCUAGUAGACUGCAGUGCCAUUCAGGAGGACCUGGUUCCGGCCUUGACUGCAGCAUUCAGAGACCUGCUGAACUUUGUUGCCAGCGAGGCGAAGAAGUUCUCCAUGGCAUUCAUCUCAGAGGUCAAGAUGGUUGUAGAGGGAAUGAAGAACAAAGACACAGACAUAGCUGUCUUUGCCAAUUAUGCUCAGCAGUAUAGCACAUACAAAGUCAAGAUGCCAGACCUACAGAAGGAGGUCGAGUACAUCAAGUCGCUCUUUGAGGUGAUUCGUCUGAGUUACCGAUCCCUGACGACCGAUGAGGAGAAAUGCGAGGAGAAGGUUUGGCAGAGCUGGGAGGCCUUCCUGCUACAACUUCAAGAUGCUGCUGAGUUUGUCAACACUCAGACACCCAUCCAGAUGAGCUACUUGGAGGAUACUUAUGAGAAACUGAACUCGGAAGCAGUGCGUAUUUCAAGUACAGCAACCAGUGGAGACUACCUAGACCCUUCCAAGAACCCUACUCAUCUCCUUCCACCCCUCAAAGCACUGAUAGAGGAGUUCAACAAAGUUCAGACUGGCAUGGUGCAAUGCAGUCACUACCGAGAGAAAAUCAUGGGUCAGAAAUUUGAGACAUCACAGCUUGGUGUCAUGCUAGCUAGGAUGAAGGUCAGGCUGACUCUCUGGAGCUAUGUCGAGGUGUCAACUUAUAACAUCAAGGAUUGGAAACAGCAGCUCUUCAGGAAGAUGAAUGUGAGCAAGGCACUGGACAAGGUGACUGAGUGGCAGCAAGCAGCUGGACAGUUGAAACAGCAGCUACCACCAGGAGAUCAAGUCUUGGCUCAUUGGUACCGUCUGCUAUCAGACUUCAAGCAGGAUCUGCCACUACUCAAAAAGUUGUCCAGUAAUGCUCUCAAGCCUCGCCAUUGGAAAGCUCUGUUUGUCAGUCUAGGUCAAGUCUAUGAACCUUCCCACUUCUACACCGUCCAAGAGCUACUGUCCUUCAACUUGAGUGAGCAUAGCCUACAGAUUAAUACCAUCUGUAAUGGAGCAGCUGGUGAGUUUGCCUUGGAGCAAUCCUUGAUCAAGCUGAGAAGAUUGUGGGAAGACAAGGAAUUCAAGCUGGCCAAGCAUAUCCCAGUUAUCAAGGCCAAGAAAGUUGUUGAUGGUAAACACAAGAAAGGAAACAAGGGUCUGUCUAAAGAUAUUCCAGUCAGACAAUCAGUGGCAGCAGCCAUGCCAGCAAUCACCAACAUACCAGAUAUGUUUAUACUGAUUGGAGAGGCGGAGCUGAAAUAUAUGCUGGAGGACAAUCUGGUGACACUACAAUGCAUGCUGGUCUCACCCCACUUGGCUGACCUACGAACUGAGGCAGAGGUCUGGUGCUCAACCCUCAGACGUGUACAAGAGAUAUUAGACCUGUGGACUGCUUGCCAGACUAAGUGGCUGUACCUUAGCCGUGUCUUUGGGGAUGAGAACUUGAGACAGGAGUGUCAGAAUUUGGCCAAUUUGUUUGAAGGUGUGGAUAUGAAAUAUCAGGAAAUCAUGAAAGCUGUUGUUGCAGAUCCCAAGGUGUUGUCCAUUUUGGAGAAACUCAAAAGUCAGAAAGGUCACCGUGAGUUGCAGGGAGAUACACUACGAGAGCUGUUGUCAUCGCUGAUUGUCAAACAGGAAGAGAUCCUGAAGGGCCUGACAUCACUCUUAGACCACGCCCGUGCCGCCUCACCACGCCUCUUCUUCCUGAGUGACGAGGAGCUUAUUGAUAUGCUGUCCAUGACCAGAGACAAACGUCGUUGGGUGCCGCUGGUCAGACAGCUCUUCCCAGGAGUUCAGAAUCUCGACUUUGCUUUGCCAGUGGCCAGCAAGGAGGAAACAGACAUGAUGCAAACAUCAUUUGACUUGCAACUUCAUGCUCACAGGCUCCAGGUAGUUGCCAUAGAGGGCGCUCUUGGAGAAGAUGUUGCCCUGGCCACGCCCCUCAGCCCUAAACUAGAGCCAGCACAGUGGGUGGCCGGACUGGAGACUACUAUGAAGAACACCCUUGGAGCACAGCUGUUGGCUUGUUUGGAGACUAGGCUGAGAGGAGAUCGUACUGCGCCAGACAAAAUCCUGGCUGAGCUCUGCCUCUUGGAGAGAGAAGCACCUUCUGCUGAUUGUGAAGAGGCAGUGCUGAAGAGCGCCGUCAAGCGUAGCUUCAGCCAUUGGUUAUUGCGUUUUCCUAUACAAUGUGUGCUGGUUACAGAAGCCAUCCUGUGGUCCCAAGAUGUCAGACGUGUGUUGAAGGAGGGAACUAGGGAGAAGCUGAAGAUUUUAAGGGAACGAUAUCAGAGUCGUCUGGAUCAGUACGUAGCCAUUCUUAGGGAUAAUUGCAGCCGAUAUCUGUCUUCUGAGACCAGGACCAGACUUCAUAUGUUGUUAGGAUCACUGGUCAGUGAAGGACUUCACCAACGUGACAUUAUGCAAACCUUGAUGUCACUGCCCGAGCCUUCCUUGAAUAGCUUUGACUGGCAGAAGACAUUACACUAUGUUAUGGAGAGCAGACCAAUACUGCAAGUACAGAAUGAGACAGCAGAUGACAUGGAAGAGCAAAUAUAUGAGCCUGAUACCCUGCCUACAUCUCAGCCCCAGCCAUUCAAAUCCAUCACAGGUAGAAUCUUUGGACCUUGUACAGUCCACCAGCUAGGAGCCUCAUUUGCAUAUGAUUAUGAAUAUCUGGGUCAGGACGCCCCAUUGGUCAGUACACCGUUAAGUGACAGGUGUCAGCUGGCCAUGACAACUGCAUUGAGGAGUUUUCAGUGUGGGAUGGUGAUAGGACCAGAACAGACAGGAAAGACAGAGACAGUCAGAGAUCUGGCUAAGGUCAUGGGUCGUCACCUGGUGACCGUUAACUGUGCUGAAGAUACCAACAUGAAUGCACUGACUAGGCUCUUGAGUGGUAUGGUGCUUGCAGGAAGCUGGGUGAUGUACACCAAUCUGAAUCACAUGACAGAAGGUCUGAUGUCAGUGUUUGGCCAGAAGUUAGAUCAUCUGUGUCAAGCCAUCAGGAUUCUCCGGUCAUCAACAGACAACCAAUAUGGCAGCAGAGGCUUUUCGCGUCUGCCCAGACAGCGUAGAAAAUCUCUGGGAACACUCCACUCUUCAUGUCCCGAGGAGCAGCCAGAAACACCAAGAAGACGGGCCUCCCAUCAUCACAAGAAGGAUUCUAGAGCAAGGAGCUUCCACAUCUCCCAGGAUACUGUUAAUAAACCAAUACCUCAUCAUAUUCCUAACCUACCACAGCGUAGACAUUCCAUCGGUAUGCCAUCAGGGAUAUCUAGUAAGGAUUACUAUACUGAACAGUGUCAACCAAUUCCACUCUUCCCAGAAUUCCACAAUCAAGCCACCUCAAGCAACCAGGCAGACCCCCUAGACAUACCCAGCCUAUCCUCACAAUGGACCUACAAAUCCUCCAUCUUGGGCCAUGUCAAGUUUGACGGUGCUCUCAUGGCAGUUAGCAGUAACUUUGGAUGCUUUGCUACGCUAAAUACGACUAGCUCAGUCACCAGUAAAAUGCCUGAUACACUCAGGUCAUUAAUGCGUCCUGUCGCCAUGAUCAAACCAGACUUACGACUGAUACUGGAAAGCGCCCUCUAUUGCCGAGGAUUUCUCACAGCAGAUACUCUGGCAUCCAAGUUGUCCACGUUUUCUGAUCUUCUCCAUACACAGUUUCCUGAACGUUCAGAAUGUGUGUUUGGCCUUCGUGCCAUGCAAGCUGCUAUCAACAUUGCUUUAGGGAAACUCUACUCCAAGCGACAGGUGUAUCAGCUGUCAGGCAGGUCCACACGCAACAGCAGCAUUCUCAAUCAGGACCCAGCUACAGACAGUGAUUCCUUGGAUCCACCAGAUGUCAUUGGCCUGGAGCAAGAUGAGGAACAUCGGGAGGAAGUAGCUCUAGUCUACGCCAUCCAGCACCUCCUCCUGCCACGCCUCCAUAGCCCUGACCACACCCGUAUUGUUAGGAACCUUCUACGUAGCGUGUUCCCCUGGGGUGGGAUGGGUAGACCUAGCACUGGUAGCCAAGAACAUGAUCCGGUGCUAGUGGAUGCAGUACAGUGUCAAUUUGUAGCGGAUAGAUUGCAGGCAACACCACAGCACGUCUCCAAGGUCUUGGAGUUGUAUGACAGUCUGAAGCAGAGGUCAGGGGUCAUUCUUAUCGGUCCAUCAGGGAGUGGGAAGACAGUUUGUCGAGAGACACUGGAACGAGUGUUGAAUAUGCUGCAUUCCAGCCCUGCAGCCAAGGAUGAAGGCGGCAAUGGCACUUCUAAGAAAGUAUCUAUUGUGUCCUUCUCAAGUGAUACAUCAGAGCCCAGACGGUCAUCUGCCUUGGAUAAGAUCAGACGGACAGCGAAUGUCCUGGCCAAAGUCAAUCGGUCUUGGAUGGAAGUUGCCAGUCAAGGACUAGAGAAGACUGUCUAUCCAGCUGUAGAUGCUAGCGUCAUCUUUCCUGAUGCCUUGUCAGUAGAAGAGCUCUUGGGUAAGUAUGACUUAUCUGCCCACUCUUGGCGGGAUGGCAUCUUGACACGUCUCCUCCGUGACACCUCAACGUCCGCCUCUGCCGCUGAGGCCCUAGUCUCCGCCCAGACAGAGAAGAAGAACAAAGCUCUCUUGAACCCACCUAGUGUCAUCCAACGCUGGUUGGUCCUGGACGGUGCUCUGAACCCAGAUUGGACAGAGAGUAUUGGGUCGUUGCUAAAGGAAGACUUUAGGAAGAUGAACUUGGCACAUGGCCAACAGAUACCUAUGCCUGCUUCUUGUUCAGUCCUGUUUGAGACGACAGAUCUCUCCUCUGCUUCUCCUGCCCUGAUAUCUCGCUGUGGUAUCAUUUACUGUGGUAACGAUGUUGUCCGUUGGAAGUCACUAGCAGAAUCCUGGCUUGGAAGUGCCAAGUCACACUGGGAAGUCACUAACACCGGUGGCACUAACGUCUGCAGAUUGUUUGAACCUUGGCUUUGGUAUAAUACUCACGGGAAAAUUAACAAACAGCGCCUUCAGAUGCUGACCACCCUCAUCGAUGAAACCCUAGGCCCCACCAUCAACUUCCUUUCUCGCCGCUGCCAGCCAGCUCUCUCUGCAGACCUUCCUGUAUCUGCCGUUGCUAAGCAACGCAUCGUCAGUGGUAUCCAUGAGGUCUCCUCAUUCCUUCGCAUCCUGUCAGCACUGUGCGACAAAUUUCUCCUCCAGGAAGAAGAGGGGUCUGAUAGCAGCAGCCCAAUUUCAGAUGGUAGACCUACCCCAUCACCCACCCUCAACCAAUCAGCAACAGCCAUGGGUCACACCAGAGACGUCUCAGGACAACCUAACCCUACCACCUUGCUCCUGUCCAUGUUUGCCUUCAGUUACAUCUGGGGGUUUGGUGGCCACCUGCAUCACAGAUAUGCAGGAGCUUUUGACCAGUUUGCACGAGAGAUCCUCUCAAGGGCUAGCUUUGAUAUCCAUCUACCAGUAGAGGGCAGUGUUUAUGACUACUGCAUCGACCCUCAUCACGGUGUGUUGGUUCCCUGGGGAGAUAGGACUCAGGAAAAAGCUAAGACGCUACCCUCUGGCUACACCAUCAUCCCUGAGGUGGAGAGAUAUUUCAACAUCAUAGACCUUCUUGUCAGCUCUAACUUUCCAGUUCUUCUGACUGGUCCACCUGGUGUUGGCAAGACAGCACUUAUGCAGAACCUGGUACAUCCCAAGCAUUAUUUCCUCAAGACCAAUCUCUCUCCUGGCUUCAGCUGUCAAUCGUUUGAAGAUGCCAUCAUCAGUAAGCUCCGCCCACGUAGCAUUGCCAUGGCUGCUGUUGCUACGGGCGGUCGGCAACAGAAAUCCAGUUCCAGCCACCUCUUUUUUCUGGAUGAUUUGAAUUGUGCCAGGAUGGAUAACAAGACAGGUUGUCUGCCUUGCAAUGAUGUCCUCCGUCAACUCAUGAUCCAUCGUGGAGUCUAUGACAGACAGCGUCUUUUCUUCCAGGCUUUAGAGGAUGCCAAUUUCUUAGCAGCCUGUUCCCCACCAGGCACCCGAGGAACUGGUAGUGGGACAGCAUGUCAUCCGCUAUCCCCACGCCUAGCUCGUCUGUUCUGUGUUCUGUCCUUCUUCCCCUUGGGGUCAGGGGCGAUGGAUGCUCUGCAUAGACCUAACCUGCAAGGAUGGUUGGAGGAGUUUCCAGCAUACUCACUGGCUCAUCACCCUGAGAUGGCACAGGCCUUGCUGGUUGCUACACAAGACCUUCACUCAGCCAUCAAGUCCAGACUGGUUCCCACUCCUGUCAACCCUCACUACACAUUCUCCCUACACGAUGUCAACCGGGUAGUCCAGGGACUAUACCUUAUGUCACCUCACACCCGAGGCAGGCCUCGUCAUGGUAACCGAAGAGGGGGUGGGGCACGCCCCCAAGCGGCAGCUGGCAGAGGUCGGCGAGUCAUUGCCAAGGCAACCAACGGCCAGGCAGUGAAUGCUGCCCCACCUAUGAUGAGAACAGUGGUCAGACUCUGGUGUCAUGAAGCUACUAGGACCUAUUAUGAUAGGGUUGUCUCAAAGGAGGAUGAAUCCUGGUUCAGUAAACUACUGGAGCAGAUUGUGGAGAGACGGUUUUGUACUGGAGAGGAAAAACCACGAACACUCACACCAGUCAACAAUGCUGAAUCAUUCCAGUAUUUGGACAGUCCAGGGAGCAGUUCGCCUCUCUUUCUUUCCCCAUCACCAGGGUGUGGUUCUCUGCCACCCACUCCUUGUAGCUUUGCAUCUAGCUUAGCCUCUGAUGACGUUGAUGUGCUAGGACUUACUCCUGUCCCUAGUAGAGAUAUCACUGGAUUGUCAUCAGCAGCAAGAGGCACCGCCUCUCUGACAGAGGAAGGGGACGUUGAUUCAGAGAGGGACAUUACAUCUGCCACACCAUCAUUACAGUCCUCUGCAGGAAGCACAUUGACUGAACAGAGCAUCUCAGAAGAAGUAGACAAACCACCCACAGGAACAGGUGAAAUCAACGAUGCCCCAGCUAACGAGGAAUCCCGACCAAAACCAUCUACCCCUCCAGUCAUCACCACCCACCAGCCAACCCCUCCUCCUAAGUCCAGUCAACCCAAAGUCUUAACUCCAGCUAUUAAGGAUGGUCAGUCCAAACGCCGUGAGGGGGAUGCAGCCAGGCUGGGUACCAAGGGACGUAGCAGGGGGGUGACCUUCCAGAUUGGACCGGUUACAGACUCACUGGUGGAGAGAUACCGUGGGCCACUGUUAACCAUGGAUCAGAUUCAAAAGCCAGGAGAGAACCUGUGUGACAUUGUGUUUGCUAAAUACAUCAUCUCUGGCCAACGGGACACUGAACGAGGUUACGUUGAGUACACUGAGUCACAGCUUUUUGAGGGAUUACAGCGGAUUCUCAUGCAAUACAACAGCACAGCUACCCAGAGGAUGGAGUUAGUCUUCUUCAAGGAGGCCAUGAGACAUGUUGCUAAACUCACCAGAGUCUUUGCCACUCAAGGAGCCAAUGCCCUUCUGAUUGGUUUGACCUACGGCAUGGCUCGUUCCCCUCUCACCCGUGUUGCAGCGUUUGCUGCCCGCUGUAAGUUCUUUGAUGGUACAAUGAGCCAGGCUGCAGGGGAUAACCCAGCUAUCCUCCGUGACAAGAUCAAGAAAGCCAGUCAGGUGGCUGGAUUGAUGGGCAAACCAGCUGUACUGUCAGUCAGGGGAAGUUAUGGAGAGAAAUGCUUGCAGGAUGUUUGUGCUGUCAUGCUAGAAGGUACCUGUCCAGACCUCUACACUAAAGAGGAGCUUGACAACAUUACCUCCCAGAUGCUUCCAGGGGCAAAGGUCACAGGUCACAGGAACCAGCGCUUGGAGAUGGCACUAGAGAGAUUCUACAGAAAGGUCAUAGCAAAUCUUCAUGUGGUGGUUUGCAUUGACUGUGAAGAUAGUAGUUUGAGCUCCCUGCAUAAGUGGUUUAGCCGGUUCCCUGCUUUGCUGAAUACCUGCUGCUGUGUGGAUAUCUACCGGCCAUGGAGUCAUGAGGCAUUGGUAAACGUUGCUGAGCAGUGGUUGAGGGUACCAACUAUGGAUACUUAUACUAGGAAGACUUACCGAGUGCCUUGGUCCACUCUGAACUCCUCAGCUCAAGUGACUGCCAUCAGCCACGCUAUGGCUUACAUCCAUCGCUCAGCCAUGCAGGCUGUCACUCAACUCCACAGCAAACCAUUCAAAUUCUUCAGUCCGCUGACUUACAUAGAGUUCAUUGACCUCUUCAAAAACCUGUCCAGCAAGAUUGCCAAAGAAGAGAAGGCUACUGUUUUGAAGUAUGAGCGAGCCUUAGAUGCUCUGAAUGAGGCUUUUGAAUCCAUGGAUGGGUUUAAUCAGGAAUUGGAGAGACUCAAACCCCUCCAUCAACAAGCUGAGGAGAUGGCUGAGCUGAGAUUACAAGAAGUAGAGGAAUGUAAAGCUGUCUAUGCUGAGGCUAAAGGGAUGUGUAACCAAGAUGAGGAGGACAUUACCGCAAUGCAAGAACCUCUGCAGGAUAUGAAAAAACAGACUCAAGAUGAACUAGACAAGGUGAAUCCUGUUUACGAGGCAGCUUGGCAUGCCCUCAAGAGUUUGAACUCCUCUGAUCUGGAUGAAAUACGUACCUAUCGUGAGCCACCCCAAGCAGUGGUCAAAGUCGUCAGUGCUCUGUGUCUCAUGUUCAGAGAGCCCUAUGACUGGUUGAGUGGCAAAGCUCUGAUCAACCGUAACAACUUCUUCCAAGAUCUUGAGUUCUACGACAAGACGUCUAUCCCAGAUGACAUCUACCACAAACUGAAUAUCUUAUUCAUCCAAGAUCCAGCCUUCAAGCCAGAGAUCGUUCAAUGUUCCAGUAAGGCUGCUGCAUCACUGUGCCUUUGGGUUCAUGCUGUGUAUGCUUAUGCUUCUAUCCAUCGUAACAUGAGGCCAAGAAUACAGCAGGUAGAAGAAGCUGAGGCAAAGCUGCAUGAGGCUCAAGGUCAUCUUGGUGAGAAGAGGGUCAAAGCCCAGGAUGUUAAAGGUCAGUUGGAGGAGAAGGUCAAGCAGUAUAAAGAAGCGAUGCGUCUGGUGAGGAGCCUGGACAAAGGCAUCAAGAGCAUUGAGACCAAGAUUGCUCGGGCCAACUCACUGAUGACCAGCAUGGCUACUCAACAUGCUACCUGGAAGGGACAACUAGACCAUGCCCACAGUAACAUCAAGACUGCACCCGGUGAUGCCCUGUUGGCAGCAGCCUGUGUGUGUUAUCAGGGUCCCUUAGACCAAGCCAGUAGAGAGAAGUUGAUGAAGGAUUGGUUGGAGAGAUGUCGUAGCGGCAAGUUUCUGGAUCAGGCUAGAGGGUCAUCAGGAUCUCUGAUAUCAGGAACUGAGGAGCUACCUACAACAAAAGUCAGAGUGAAGCUGCCAGAUGAUAGCCCAGAGACCAAGAGGGACAUGUCUGUUGAGAACGUAAGAAAUUUCGACACACUAUUCUGA
Molecule: messenger RNA, 12323 nt
Organism: Acanthaster planci (crown-of-thorns starfish)
Lineage: Eukaryota; Metazoa; Echinodermata; Asteroidea; Valvatida; Acanthasteridae
Product: dynein heavy chain domain-containing protein 1-like
Biological process (GO): microtubule-based movement
Cellular component (GO): dynein complex
Molecular function (GO): dynein light intermediate chain binding; dynein intermediate chain binding; ATP binding
Source: RefSeq, a predicted model, not a curated record